CCAAUACACACCAUGCAAACACUAGGCAGCAAAACGCUAUCUUGCUCAACACCUUUGUUCUACCUCUGCUGCCUACUGCUGGUCUCAUGCCUUUUUCUCUUGGAAGAAGCACAUGCGGCACGCCAUGGAGGGAUCUCACUCAGGUCUCAACACACGGCCCUCCUCAACUGGAAAGCUGCACUUGCAACCCCACCGCUGCAGAUGAGCUCUUGGCAGGAAAACACUAGCCCAUGCAACUGGACGGGCAUCAUGUGCAUGGCUGUUCGCCAUGGCCGCCACAUGCCCUGGGCGGUGACCAACAUCUCUCUGCCUGAUGCUGAUAUCCAUGGCCAGCUUGGUGAGCUCAAUUUCUCGGCUCUUCCAUUCCUUGCAUAUAUUGACCUUCAAAACAACAGUCUCCAUGGUGCACUGCCUGCUAGUAUCGGCUCACUGUCAGCACUUUCGGUACUUAACCUUCCCUACAACCAGCUCACAGGGAAAAUUCCUGCUCAAAUUGGUGACCUGCAAAGUCUCAGGCUUCUUGAGCUCUCAUUUAACAAAUUCACAGGGCAUAUCCCUACAUCUCUGGGUAACCUAACAAUGUUAACUGAUCUUCUCAUUCACCAAAACAUGGUAUCAGGUCCCAUUCCUGAGGAGAUUGGAAGACUUGUCAACCUACAAAAUCUACAACUAAGCAACAGCACCUUAAGCGGUUUGAUACCUAAAACCCUUGGAAAUCUGAGCCAACUAAAUGCAUUAUGCCUGUUUGGUAAUCAACUUUCAGGGACUAUACCCCAAGAACUAGGCAGGCUAGUCCAUUUGCAAAUUCUUGAGCUUAAUUCAAAUGAUUUUUCAGGUCCAAUUCCAAUCUCCAUAACCAAUCUCACAAUGAUGAGCACACUUUAUCUCUUUGAAAAUGAAAUCACAGGUCCAAUACCCCCAGAACUAGGCAACCUCGCUGUGCUAAACCAACUUGCUCUCUUCACAAAUCAAAUAACAGGUAUAAUACCCCCAGAACUAGGCAACCUCACUAUGCUCAAUUUACUUUUUCUCAGUACAAAUCAAAUCACAGGCCCAAUACCUUCAGAAUUGGGCUACUUGCUGAAUCUCGAGAGUUUAGCCUUGUCCAGUAACCAAAUAUUUGGCUCUAUUCCUAGCAACUUAGGAAAUAUAACCAAACUAGAAAUACUACACCUCUUUCGAAAUCAGAUAACCGGUUCCAUUCCCUGAGAGAUUGGGAAUUUGAUGAAUCUCGAAAUCUUAACCUUGUAUCAGAACCAAAUUUCGGGAUCAAUACCAAAUACUUUUGGAAAGAUGCAAAGCAUCCAAAUCUUGCACAUCUACGAUAACAAAUUAUCAGGUUCUCUUCCUCGAGAAUUUGGAGUUCUCAUAAAUCUUUUUGAACUUGGGCUACAUAACAACUCACUUUCAGGACCUUUACCCGCAAAUAUAUGUUCAGGUGGCAGACUUCAACAUCUCUAUGUAUCUUACAAUAUGUUUAGUGGCCCCAUUCCAAGGAGUUUAAAGACAUGCACAAGUUUGGUUCGACUUAGCCUUGAGUCGAACCAACUAACUGGAGAUAUAUCUCAGCAUUUUGGUGUGUAUCCACAACUCAUAAGGAUGGAUUUCACAUCAAAUAGACUCUCCGGGCGGAUCUCACCAAAUUUAGGUGCAUGUACCCAACUAACAGUACUACAUCUAGCACAAAAUAUGAUCACGGGUUCCAUACCUCCAAUCCUUUCUAAAUUGUCCAACCUAGUAGAACUAACACUCGAUUCUAACCAUCUCAGCGGUGAGAUUCCACCAGAAAUGAUGACUUUAGUAAACCUAUAUAGCCUGAACUUAUCAUUGAACCAAUUAUCUGGAUCCAUACCUACACAGAUAGGAAAGCUGAGAAAUUUAGGGUGCCUUGAUAUUUCUUGGAACAAAUUGAGUGGAUUAAUACCUGAGGAACUAGGGGCCUGCAUGAAACUACAGUCCUUGAAGAUCAACAACAACUCCGAAGCGUCGCAUACCAAGCAGCACCUUUAAGAAGGAAUGCGAUGACGAUGUCGUUGCUGCCCGGACUAGUCCUAGGGUUUCCCCGAUACGCAAAGGGUAGUAUGGAAGGGGUAUACCCGACGCCCUUCGAGAAGGAACGGCGACGCCCACAAGCGUCACCACGUUGGUGACAAAUGAGCAGCCAGGAUUUCUCCCGACCCAAAACAACCACCGCCACCUGAGACGCUCCAUCGAGCUCCACCCAGCGUGCCACCCACCAGCAUGCGCCACCACCGGCUUGGGGCCAUCCUCGUUGUCUCACUGAGGUCACCGACACGAGGCCAAGAGGAAGAAGGAGAGGACACCAGAAUCGAGGGUACCGGCAACGUAGCCAAGUGGGAGGGAACUUCCUCCACCAC
Messenger RNA from Triticum dicoccoides, 2378 nucleotides. RefSeq names its product probable leucine-rich repeat receptor-like protein kinase At1g35710. The coding region runs from base 13 to 1209 and encodes 398 amino acids. The transcript has a single exon. The record is from RefSeq and is a predicted model, not a curated record. Gene Ontology annotation, molecular function: protein binding. Lineage: Eukaryota; Viridiplantae; Streptophyta; Magnoliopsida; Poales; Poaceae.